AUGCUAAGGUGGCGCUCCUUGGGGUCCUUACUUGAGGCCUGUUACUCAAAUCCUGCUCCACUUGCCCCUCUAGCGAGAAGACCAGCGCACCAGAGAUUCCCGCGCAUUCAACCCAAGCUCACGCUCCGGGCUGGCUCAACCUCCUGUCCUUCGAUGCGCGAUAUUGAGUCGGACACACCUUAUCCCGGACGAGUCAGAAAGAGGCGACGCAUAUCCACCCCGCAGGAAAGCUCCAACAAAGCGAUGCAUCCCGUCCCCACCAUCUCACUCACUCCGAUUGAGAGAACCCUACGAACUCUCCUCCUCGACGUCGCACAAUACAUCCGAGAACAAGAAAUUGUCGAGGGGGGCAGCGAUGUGGUGAGCCAUCCGGAAACCGUGCUGCGGUUCACAGGCGGCUGGGUCAGAGACAAGCUGCUCGGAGUGGACAGUCAUGACAUCGACGUGGGGAUCAGCAGCAUGACGGGAUACCAGUUCGGGAUGGCUUUGAAGCAGUACUUGGAUAGCCCGCAGAACUUGGCCAAGUACAAAAAGGGCCUUCCCAAUGGCGAAAUGAACGACGCCAUUGUCAGCCUGCACAAGAUCGAGGCCAACCCGGAGAAGUCAAAGCACUUGGAAACCGUGACGACCAGGAUCUUUGGUCUCGAUAUUGACCUGGUGAAUCUGCGAAAGGAGACAUAUUCGGAGGACAGCCGAAAUCCACAGAUGGAGUUUGGUACAGCAGUCGAAGAUGCCAUGCGACGUGAUGCGACCAUUAAUGCACUUUUCUACAAUCUCAAUGAUUCGCGAUUGGAGGACCUGACGGAACACGGUUUGGAUGAUAUGAAAAAUAAACUCAUCCGAACACCCCUGGAGCCAUACCAAACCUUCAAAGAUGAUCCGCUACGCGUACUUCGAUUAAUCCGGUUCGCCAGCCGGCUAGGGUACCAAAUUGAUCCAGAGACUAUGGCGGCAAUGCAGAAUGCAGAUAUCAGUGAGGCCUUGAAGCUCAAGAUCAGCAAGGAACGUGUUGGGACUGAGCUGGAAAAGAUGCUGCGAGGUCCUGACCCUCAUGGCGCUUUGCGAUUUAUUGACCAACUUGGACUGUACUCUACAAUCUUGGCAAACCAUCAGGACGAAGUCACUGCGGAUACAUCGACCUGGUCCCUUGCCUACAAUGCGCUGGCGAAGUUACUUCGUCCCUACGCUGCAGGCAGCCCAGAGAUCCAGGGUGCGGUCGAAUGUAUUUGCCAAAACUUGGUGCUCGAUGAGUCUAGCACCUACAGCGCAUGGGUGGUUGCCACAUUCGCGCCUUGGUUGUCCGUCUCGGCACGCACUCCCAAGGGACCUAAAGCCAAACCUUUGCCUCAACGAGCAGUCGAGGUUGCCCGCGACAGCCUUCGCUCUGAUAACAAGACGCUAAGCAUCCUCCGGGAUGCGGCCUCGAACUACCAGGACAUCAUCGAGGUGAAGACCUCGUUGGUGAACAACACGAUGCAAGGCACUUCGGCCGAAAACCGACAACAUAUUGGACUGCAUAUGCGGACGUGGAACAAAGACUGGCGAAUCUGCGUGCUCUUGGCGAUGCUGCAAGAGAUCAUGAAGGGACAUGGCUUUAGUCAAGUGGCCCUUGAGUAUCAGCAGUUCCUAGAAUACAUCGUAGAAAAUGGACUCGAGGACGUAUGCGACCUGCGACCCAUUGUAAACGGCGACGAAAUCAUGAAGGCGUUGGACACCAAAAAGGGUCCUUGGAUGAGCAAGGCAGUUAGCAUGGUUGUUGAAUGGCAGCUGCUUCACCCGGAGAUCGCAGACAAAGCGCAGGCGUUGGAGGCGAUUUCGAGUCGGCGAGCAGAGUUGGGGUUCAUAUUGGCAUUCCGCAAUACAUCCCAGUAUCUCAUGGACAAGCUGCGCACCGAAGCCCGCGAGGCACUGCACCGCCGGCCUUUGGAACCCCCGCCUACUCUGCUCGCCGCCUUUGAUGCCACCGAGGACAGCCUGACUCCAUUGUGGCAGGAUAUCGCAUCGCAUGAGAGCAAUUCCCAUUUGGGCGCCUGUGAGAAUCUCGCGAUUGCGAUCAACUAUAUUGAAUUCUGGGACCCCCUGUUACCAAACGAUGAAGGCCCCAAACAGCUGGCCGCCGAUGAAAUCGAAGCCGUGAUUCAUCUGUCUGCAUGGGCUAGUCGCCUCGCCCUGCCCUCGUCCGAGUUUGCCAUCAGUUUUGAUGAAACGGCCGAAAUCUCUGACAGUAGGGUUUACUCUCGCCCGCCGCACAUGAAAAAUGAUCCUGUGCUUACAGUCACUACAGAAGACCGGAAAGCCCAGGAUGAGGGUCGGCUGAGAGUGCAGCUGGCUAUUACAGUUCUCAUCCUGCUCCACAAGAAGCAUGGUGGUCGUCCGGAUCGCAGUGUAUUCAAUUCGCCCGAUCUCAUCGUGGCAAUGGCCAGUUUCACCUCUGAACACGAUCCCUGGACCAACGAGGAAAGCAGAGUAGAGGCGUCAAUGCUGCGGGAUGCGACGAUCCUAUUCCCAACUGGAGACCCUAGGUUCUGGUCCCUCAUUGAGCGCGUCCUCAAAGAGAAGAUCCGGCCCCUCUUCACGAGGACGAGGAAUCCUGCAAUCACCAGCGAGGGCCGCAAGAACUUCCACCCGGUGCCGUUGACUCGGUUUUAUGGAAGCUCUCUGGAUGCAGAGGCGAGUCCCUGGAAAACAACCGACGUCUACGCGCCGACGGUGUUGGCCUGGAUCAUUUCACAGUAUCGUUAUCAGCCCGCCGACAAAGCAUAUCUGGAAGCUCAUUUCCCGCUUCUUGUACCAGCAAUCCUGGCCCUGAUCGACGACAGCAGCAUCGCAAUCAAAACCCGCGGCUGCACUCUGCUCACGCAGCUGCUCCAACCCAUCCGAAAAAGCGGCUCAGACAUUCUGCGACGGACCAACCUCGUCUCAGUAUUCGAAGACGCCCUCACACCAUGUCUCCUCUCCCUGCCAACCAUCACCCCGGAAGAGAGCUCCCUCAAGCUACUGGGAGCCGCCUAUCCAGCGCUAUUGUCUCUCUUCCAAACAGCCUACCACGCCCCGCCCUUCAAACAAGCCGACAAAGAAAAGAACCUGGAAACCUACCUCGCAAGCCUAACCAAGGUCCUCCGCUCAAACCUCAUCUCGUCGUUCCACCACGUCAGCUCCUCAACCCCAGCUGCUAUCUCCACUUCGGCGUCCUUCCCGCACCCGCGCCUCUCAACCUUCUUGGUCGAGUGGAUCGCGACUUUUGUCCAUGAGCUGGGCAUCCACUCUACAAAAUACCUCCAAGAUCUCAUCCCCGUGCUUUACACCACGCUUUCGAACCCCUUCGCCAACGCCCACCCGCCGCUUCUCCUCACGGCGGCGACCACCACAAGAACCGUGGUCCUGAACGCGCACCCGCGGGUUUGGCGCUGGCGCGGCGAGAUCUUCGGCGGGCUGAGCGCAAGCUGGCUCCAUGCCAUCGAAGAAGAAAAGGAAAAGGAAAAGAAUAAGCAGGAUAAAGAGACCUUGGCAAAUUUAAAGCGUGAGCUUCAGGGCACGGCUGCUAUCUUGAAAUACGCGUUGCUGAGCCCUGUUCCUGUUGAGGGUGAAGUAGAUGCGGAUCGUCUGCAGGUCAAGGAGGGUUUGCAGCAGGAGUUGCAGAAAUUGGUCGAUGCGGAUCCGGCCCUGAAGGACCUUUUUGGUGCUGAGGUUCAAGCUGGGAAAGGGGUUACCUUUGCUAACCCGUGA
Molecule: messenger RNA, 3726 nt
Organism: Penicillium alfredii
Lineage: Eukaryota; Fungi; Ascomycota; Eurotiomycetes; Eurotiales; Aspergillaceae
Product: tRNA adenylyltransferase
Exons: 6
Coding region: 1-3726 (1241 amino acids)
Biological process (GO): tRNA 3'-terminal CCA addition
Molecular function (GO): RNA binding; ATP:3'-cytidine-cytidine-tRNA adenylyltransferase activity
Source: RefSeq, a predicted model, not a curated record